This is a messenger RNA of Lichtheimia ornata, 1512 nucleotides long. RefSeq lists its product as uncharacterized. Gene Ontology annotation, cellular component: fungal-type vacuole membrane. The coding region runs from base 1 to 1512 and encodes 503 amino acids. The transcript is spliced from 4 exons. Gene Ontology annotation, biological process: transmembrane transport. The record is from RefSeq and is a predicted model, not a curated record. NCBI's taxonomy places the organism in Eukaryota, Fungi, Mucoromycota, Mucoromycetes, Mucorales, Lichtheimiaceae. Gene Ontology annotation, molecular function: transmembrane transporter activity.
AUGAUAGACUCACCAAACCAAACGCUAUCAGAUAACACCACCAGUCAUCAACCCACCGUUUCUCAAUCAAGUGAUACUAGUAGCGAUACAAUCUCGAAUAGCUCUACUGAUUCAUCCGACCAUAAAAUCAACCAUAAGCACGACCACAAGCAUAGCGUACAAGAAAACGUGGUAGAGCAUAGACCUGAGGAGACGUCAUUAAAAGCUGGUUGCAAUGAUAAUAUCAUCACACAGCCCGAUGAUGAUAUGCCAGCAUACUACACCGAAGGCUUGAAAAACCCAGGAUGGCUCACAGUGCUUGCGACAUUCAUGCUUAACUUUUAUACACUAGGCAUAGUAUGUAGCUGGAAUGUCUUUCAGGUUCUAUACCUCGAGGUGUACGCUGAGCAAACGGAUGAAGCACGUGUUGCCUUAGUAGGGACAUCUAUGAGUGCACUCAUGUAUGCUCUUGGAUUGGUUGGCACACCUAUUAUCCAGCGACUUCAUUAUCGUGGUACCAUUUUUCUAGGUGCUGUCAUUUGUUGUCCCCUCGGCCAGGUCCUUGCCAGCUUUGCUACUGAGAUAUGGCAAAUCGCCUUAUUCCAAUGUUGCAUGUUUGGUGUUGGCACAGGUCUUUGUUAUACCGCUUCCUCAACAUUACCCUCACAAUGGUUUGUGAGAAAUCGAGCUCUUGCCUCUUGUAUCGCAAGUAUGGGCGGAUGUAUUGGUCCCAUGGUGUUCUCACCCAUAACACAAGCAUUGAUUACAAGUCUGGGAUAUCGCAACGCGCUACGUGUACUUGCUGCUAUUGGUUUCACCAUUUCUUGUCUGGGUGUGAUCUUGAUCCGACCACGCUAUCCACCACCAUCAUCGUCAUCAUUGUCGUCAUCAUCAUUGAAGAGCGAAAAACAACAAUCCAAAUGGUGGCAGCGUUUCCUAUCCUUGGAUCGAGCCAUGUUUACAUGGAAAUACAACUUUUACCUAUUGCAUUCAUUCUUGGUGUCAUUUUCAUAUGCAACACCCUUCAUCUUGUCACAGACCUAUGCAACCGAACUCGGUGCUAACCCUGCAUUUGCAUCCACCUUUGUUUCGGUCCUUGAAGCAUCCAAUGGUCUUUCACGUAUCAUUUUCGGUUGGCUGGGUGAUCAUUGUCUCGGACGCAUCAAUGUUGUUUUUCUCACGACACUCAUAUCUGGUAUUUUCACGUCUGUGAUUUGGCAAAAUGCAAGCAGCAUUCACAUCUAUAUGCUUUACACUAUCCUCUUUGGCUUGACAGGUGGUGUCUUUAGUGGCUUUCAGCCGGUUGUCAUUGCUGAAAUUGUGGGUGUCAAGGGAAUUCAAGAAGGUGUGGGUGUAGCAUACUUCAUAUCACUCUUUGGCUACUUGGCUGGAACACCCAUAGCCGGAGCUCUACACAUUCAUUAUGGAUGGACCGCAGCUAUUCAAUUUACGGGUGCGAUGAAUAUGGCAUCGGCAAUGGCUGUUUUGGGAACAAGGUUCUUAUUCAAUAAACGUCUGCUAGCAAAGGUGUGA